This is a messenger RNA of Poecilia latipinna (sailfin molly), 3199 nucleotides long. Its product is annotated as leucine-rich repeat-containing protein 16B-like. Gene Ontology annotation, cellular component: plasma membrane; lamellipodium. Gene Ontology annotation, biological process: cell migration; regulation of Arp2/3 complex-mediated actin nucleation. NCBI's taxonomy places the organism in Eukaryota, Metazoa, Chordata, Actinopteri, Cyprinodontiformes, Poeciliidae. The transcript is spliced from 29 exons. The coding region runs from base 1 to 3165 and encodes 1054 amino acids. Gene Ontology annotation, molecular function: protein binding. The record is from RefSeq and is a predicted model, not a curated record.
AUGUUUCUGUCUCAGGUGCUGAGUCUGUGGAGAGGCUAUGUGGUUACGAACAAGCAGCCACUCAAGGUGGAGAGCACGUUUAGCUACCUGGAGAUUUCUUCCAUCAACAUUCACAGUCUCACUCAGAUUGAGUUGGAGACGGACAGGCAGAGCUUGUCUUUCAGUGUCUUGCAUGAUGAAGAUCUUGUUGCCAUGAUCAGCCACAUGACCGCGUCACUAAAGAGGAUCUUCCCAGAUUCUUCUCCAGGAAAGCUGUUGAAGACCGUUCCCCAGGACCUCCAGGAAAGGCUGCUCACUCUGACUGCUGUCAUAGAGGAGCAGCUGAACAGCCAACCAGGCCCCUGUGGAGGAUUCUCCGAUACCUAUGCUGCUCUUUGUGAUUGGAAUGAAAUGCCAUUCAGAGAAGAAAUUCAGUGGGACGUGGACAAUAUCUACUACAUACAUAACUGGAGAAGGUUCAACCUGCUGGACUUUAGCCAUUUAGAAAGCAAAGACUUGGCAUUGGCAGUAGCAGCUUUGUCUUUCAACCAAUGGUUUACUAAGAUCUUCUGCAAAGAAUUCAAACUGUCAGCUGACAUCCAGCAGCAGCUCACUUUCCUGAUGUCCAAAUCUUCAAGUCUGGAGGAACUCUUGCUGGAGGACUGUGGAUUGAAAGUAGACUUUGCUGUGAAAAUGGCUGCUGCCCUCCAAGAGCACACAUCUUCUGCCCUGAAAGCCAUCAAUCUGUCAGGCAACUCCAUUGAAGAUAAAGGUGUAAUCGCCCUCAGUCAUGAGAUAAAGCAUCUAAAUGAGGGCCUGAGGUUCCUCUCCCUGAGUCGUGUAUCAAUGAGCGCCAAAGGUCUUGGCUGUCUGGGUCAGGUGAUGUCCUCCUGUCAGCAGUUUUCUACCUCUCUGACUCAUCUUAACCUGUCUUGCAACCCAGGAAGUCUGGUGACUGAGGAUGCCACGUUUCUCUUCAAGUUCUUGUCUGGAACAAACUCCCUGUCACAUUUGGACCUCAGUGACACCAGCUGCCCUCUGGACACACUAUUUGUUUCACUGUCUGCUGGAUGUUGUUACAAGCUGACUCACCUGAACCUGGCCAGAAACCCCUUCAGCCACAGGAAAGUGCGGGAGGUGACCAGGAGUAUCCAGGAGUUCUUCAGUCAGAGCUGUGAGCUCAGAUACGUUGGCCUGUCUGCAACCAAACUACCUCCACAAGCUCUCAGGUUAUUGCUGCAAGGUCUUGCCACCAACACUCGUCUCUUUGGUUUGGAGUUAGAUCUCAGUAGUUGUGAGCUGUGUUCAGCAGGGGCCCAGGUGAUACAGGAGCACAUCUCUGAGGCGAAAGCGAUCAGAAGUUUGGAUAUUUCUGACAACAGUUUUGAGAAUGACAUGGUGACUCUGGUUCUGUCUGUUGGUCGAUGCCAGUCUCUUCAUCACCUUGCUCUUGGAAGGAACUUUGCCAUGAAAUCCAGAGCUCUCACCGACCUUCUUCAUCGUAUAGCGCAGCUCAUUCAGGAUGAAGAGUGUCCCCUGCAGUCUCUCUCAGUGUCUGACUCUAAGUUGAAAACAGGGAUGCACAUUCUGCUCAGCGCUCUAGGGGGUCAUGCUACUCUAACUGAGCUGGACAUCAGUGGAAACAAUAUUGGAGACACUGGAGCCAAAAUGCUGGCAAAAGCCCUGAUGACCAACACCAUGCUGAGGUCUCUAACCUGGGACAGAAACAACGUCACUGCCAGGGGUUUCCAGGAUGUGGCAGAUGCCUUGGAAAGGAACUUUACUCUACAGAAGAUGUCUCCUCCCUUGGCUGAUAUCACACAGAGUUACCGCAGCAACCCAGAGCAAACAAAAGAAGCCCUGAGCAAGAUUCAGCAGUGUCUGUCCAGAAACAACAUGAGAAAUCCUGGCAGUGUGGAACUCCAGCAGGUGUUCAGGAGCCAACAGUCUGAGAAGAUGAUCCAAGGUAUGUGUCGACAGCUGGAAGACACCCUGCAGCGUGUAAGCCACUGUAAUACCCAGGCAGUCCAGAAUGAUAUCAUGGCUGCACAUGAAGUGCUCCAAAAUGCCAGAGAGUCUCUGAAGCUGCUUCCAUCUCUGUGUGAUGAGAGCAGGAAGUGUUCACCUGAUGGAGACUGGGUGAUGGAUAUCUUAUCUGAUGCUGCCUUGGUACUAACUCAGGAAAUCAAAAAAGACUUUCAGGAGCUGGGUCAAGACUUGGUGGGUUAUGCGGAAACGGUGUGUCCAAAGGUGGUGCAGCGCUCCAGUGUCUGCAAGAGCCUAUCAGAGUGCAUAUCUAAAAGAAGCAAGCAGGCAGGAAUAUUCCUAAGAAGCACCCUGGUGGAAACCGCAGGGCAAAUCAUCAGCACCAGAUUGAGUGAAUUGAGACAAACACUGACUGUGACUCUGGUUGAAAGCAUGAUAGAACAGAUUCUACAAGAUCUGACUGAAGCACAGGACAAGAUGGACUCCCUAAUAAGCGAAAAUCCUUCCAGUGGUCAAAGAAUCAAUAUCCCAGAGCUUCGACUGACUGACAGUGAUUUCCCAACUGAUGAUUACAGUCCAGCAUUCUGGAGGAGCAGUUUGCUUUCUAAGAGCCUAAGGCCUGCUGCUUCAAUCAAAAGUCUCUUGGAUGCAGACUGUGAGCAACACACCAGAGAGAGAAGAACAGAGAGAGAGAGGGGAGGAGCUGCCAGAGAGGAUGAUGGAGGAGGAAGGUGUGCGCUCCCACAGUUGCCACUCUCAGCCUCAAGUCCCUCCCUUUCCCCUUCUACUUCCUUGUCCCCCUCCCCCCAACUACAGAGGAGGAGGAGGUUGAUGGAGGGGGAGGUGGCAUCAGCGGAUACUGCAGAAGCAGUAUCAGGAGAUAGUGGAGCAUCGCUCAGCCCUCCUCCCAGCCGCCCCCCUAUCUACUCCAUCCCUUAUAAAGCUCCAAAACAGGAGACAGCUGAUGGUGGAGGCCUAAACGGACAACAGGCUCGCUUCCCUGGCUGCAGCCCCAGCACAGGCCCCCACCCUGGCUCUGGAUUCUCUGUUUCUCCCAUGGAGCCUCUACCAAGUCAGGGACAGACUCUAAGGCACUACACUGCCUCCCGACCACGGCCACGGCGCACACACACGCAACCCCCCACCUCCAGGCCUCAGGUGAGAUCACAGGCAUCUGCACAUCAAAAACACACAAAUUAGCACAUACAGCAGCAUGAUUCUAUCUAUCUAUCUA